AUGAAGUUCUCGCUCCUCACCCUUCUCCCCCUCCUCGCUGUCGCCGCCGCUGCUCCCGCUCCCGCUGGUGAAGUCGCUGCUGGCUCGAACAACCUCGGCCGCGCUCCCGUCGAUGUUCCCGUCCAGGAGGAGCGCACCAUCGGCGCCCUUUCAGGCUCUGUCAGUGGUGUUAUCGGCGGCGCCGUCGGCAUCGUUGGUGGCGUUCUCGGCCCUGCCGUCAGCGCCGUCGAGGCCAAGUGCGGCAUUGUGGGAGGUGCCGCCACCUCGCUUGUUGGCCUCCUCUGUGGUAUUGGCUACAACCAGGGCGGCUACGUCGGCGGCUAUUCCGUCAACCAGUGGAAGGGCGUUGGCGGUCUCGGCUCUCUCCCGGUCACUCUCACCACCGAGCAAAUCACCAUUAUCAAGACUGAGAUCAUCCCCGUAAUUGGCACUUGUGUCCAGGGCUACGGCGGCAUCCAGGGCGGCACCUCCAGCUGGAGCUCGGGCGCUGCCGUCCAGUGUGUUGACAGCCUCUGGUGA
Molecule: messenger RNA, 519 nt
Organism: Apiotrichum porosum
Lineage: Eukaryota; Fungi; Basidiomycota; Tremellomycetes; Trichosporonales; Trichosporonaceae
Exons: 1
Coding region: 1-519 (172 amino acids)
Source: RefSeq, a predicted model, not a curated record